Molecule: messenger RNA, 4870 nt
Organism: Vespula vulgaris
Lineage: Eukaryota; Metazoa; Arthropoda; Insecta; Hymenoptera; Vespidae
Product: PR domain zinc finger protein 10-like
Exons: 13
Coding region: 262-3264 (1000 amino acids)
Biological process (GO): cell fate commitment; regulation of transcription by RNA polymerase II
Cellular component (GO): cytoplasm; nucleus
Molecular function (GO): RNA polymerase II cis-regulatory region sequence-specific DNA binding; DNA-binding transcription factor activity; histone deacetylase binding
Source: RefSeq, a predicted model, not a curated record
UUUACCUUUUAGCCUCGAUCAAAGCAGAACAAUUUGCAUCAGGGUUGAACAGUGUAUCUCGAAUUACUUUAUGUCUCGUGUCCAUAAUUAAAUUAGGAUCAACCUAAUUGCCAACAUGGAAACCGCAGCGUCAAUUGUUGUCAAGCCAGUGCUGCUGCAGCAAGUGCAUUGUAGGCCUGAAAGUGCAUCUGCUUCUUAAAUUCUAUUUAUGUUGAAGCUGGUGAUCAAUCGUAAUAUCACUGACGGAACAUAUAAAAUACAAUGGAUCCUAAGGGCCCUCCUGAGGGGGGCCCUGGUGACACAUUUGAUAUGUCCAAUAUUGGCAAAGUUGCUGACACUUCGGUAACUUGGCCAAUUGAUAGCCCAAUUAAUUCAGCAAUAUUUGAACAGCCAAAGAAGAUGAAUAAUAAUAGAUUACUAUUUUUGACCGUUGAAUAUGUUGAAGAUCAAUCAAGAGAUUAUUCCCGCUUAUUUCCAACAUACGAGCAGGUCUCGUUCUCACCCAGACCUUCAUCUCCUCUUUCCGAAUUUGAGCAUCGUGUUAGUCCACUUGAUCCAAAUAUGAGUUCUGCUGCUAGGUAUUCGCCAACUCCGGUUCAAUUAACUCCAUCUCCUUUUCAUAAUUCUGUUGUUAUUCUCCAAGGUCCUUCCUCCCCUUUAAUAUCUACAACUGAAUCCAAUAUGAGAUCAAGUAUCAAUUUUGUGGGUCAAUUGACUCAUCCGAUAGAUGCGCAAACUGAUACUGGAACAGAUUUUAUUGACGAAGAAAAUGAAGAAACUUUAGUUUCUAGCGUGGAAAACGAAUUAAUUUUAAUGCAAGAGCCUAAUACAGAAUUGGAGCGGAGCACAACUCCACUCAUGUUAACAGGUAUACCAAGUGCAGAUUUUACUUUAACAAGAGAUUAUAUAGUAAUGCAAGAUGAUCAAGUAAAUGUAAUGAAUCCUUUGAAAAAUCUUUCAAUGGGAGAUAAUCAUAUCACUAAUACAUCUGAAAAAAAAGAUAUAAUAAAAGAAAGUAAUUCUCAGUCAAUAACAGAAGCCAAUUCCAGUCAGAUUAAUGAAAUAUUAUCUCAUGCAAAUAAAAAAAAAGCUAUUGAUAAGAAGAAUACGAAGAAGUCGAAGCAACAAAUGGAUGAUGAUAAAAAUUUUUGGUGUGACGAAUGUGAUGGUAUUUGCACCAAUGAAGAUGGUUGCACUUCUCAUAAUGUAUGUACAAUUGCUGAUCAACCUGUACCAUCACGAGCUAUAGCUACACUGCCAGAAUCAUAUCUUUCUAUAAAUAAAUUAUCUACUGUGGAUAUUAUACCGGGUGGUUCUGAAUAUGGAGUUUUUGCAAAACGCAAUAUUCGUAGACGUACACAAUUUGGUCCUAUUGAAGGUAUUUUAUAUGGUUAUGAUGGCACAUCAUUUGAAAAUGUAUUGCCACUACUUUAUGAAGCAGAAGGAGGACAAUUUUUGAAAGUUGAUGUUUCAGAUGAAAAUACUUCAAAUUGGAUGCGUUUUGUGAGGCCUGCACUUACGUAUAAAGAACAGAAUCUAGCAAUUUGUCAACAGAAGGAUGGAAUCGUAUUUUUAACUACAAAAAAUAUUUUACCAAAAGAAGAACUAAGAGCAGGGCCUCAUCCUGAUUAUGCAGCACGUAGAAAUUUAAUGGUAUUGAAACCUGAUGUGCGAGAUGACAAAGAAUAUAACAAUGGUAUGAAUAUUUGGCCAAGGUCAGAUAACAAUUCUUAUAAUCAUGCAAGACGUAUGAAAUUAUACAGAGGCAGAAAUUUGAAGGAAAAAGAGAAUACAAGACAAAAUAAUCGUAAAGAGUGGAAAUGUUGUACAUGCAAUUUAAUCUUCAAAAAACUAUCUUUAUUUAAAUUACAUAAUCUAAUGCACAAUCCAGAAGACAAUAAAAUAAAUUGUCAAUCAACAGUUUGUCCACAGUGUGGGUUAGAAUGUCAAAAAGAAUUUGAAUUAAUUAGUCACGUUUCACAACAUGCAAGAUUAUCUUUGCCUAAAGGUAAUAAAUUGACCUCAGUGGUUGCUGCAUAUAAGUGCUCAAUGUGUUAUAAACGCUUUGCAACAAAAGUACGACUGCAGAAACAUUGUUUGGUGCAUGGUGCCGAGGACCAAAAGCCACUGCCAUGCAGCAUUUGUCUGAAAAGAUUCAUGAAUAAUUCUGCUUUAUCUUGUCAUUUAAAAACACAUAGAGAAACUAAGCAAGUGUAUGAAUGUCCAAUAUGCAGACAACUCUUUGAUCAAGGUGUGAUGUUAAAAGAUCAUGUUGAGACACAUAAAAAUGGAGAUCAUACAUUUACCUGUCCUCAUUGUCAAAGAAAUUUUAUUAAAUAUUCAGUAAUUCGUAAACAUAUAAGAGCUCAUCAUUGUGAAAGAAAACACAAAUGUCAGUUUUGUACAAAACGUUUCCCUACAGUGGAUAAAUUACGAAUGCAUUUACUUAAACAUUCUGAUCACAGGGAAUUUCACUGUGCUAAUUGUGGAAGACAAUUUAAAAGAAAAGAUAAACUUAAGGAACACAUGACUAGAAUGCAUAAUUCGCAGAAAAUGAAUAAAGAACAAACAGUACAAAAUAAUCAAACAAAGAAGUUUGUGCCAAAGGUAAAUCCAAAUGAUUACAAUCGUUUCAUAUAUAAAUGCCAUCAAUGUCUAGUAGGAUUUAAACGAAGAGGAAUGCUGGUAAAUCAUUUGGCAAAACGACAUCCAGAUGUUGCUCCAGAGUCUGUUCCCGAAUUAAAUUUACCAAUUUUGCGACAAACGAGAGAUUAUUAUUGUCAAUAUUGUGAGAAGGUGUAUAAAAGUAGCAGCAAACGUAAAGCUCAUAUCAUGAAGAACCAUCCAGGUGCUGCUUUACCACCAAGUAAUCGUCAAAAAGAAUCGGAAUAUUCGAGUCUGCCUAAUCCAACUUUUAGUCAGACAGUUGGUAGUAUUACAACUACACCUCAAGGGUGUCAAUGGUGCCAUAAACAAUAUGCUAGUAAGGCAAAACUUUUGCAACAUCAACGUAAAAAACAUCCAAAUUUAAUGGAACCAGCGGAUCAAGUUCCGCGAUCGAGAAGUCGUCUACUACAAAAUCAAAACCAACCACUUACAUUAAGUGAUAGCAGUUUCAUGUUAUCAGAUUAUAUUCAAACAUGCGACGUAGACGGAGAAUUGUUUAGGCAGAGGGUAAUCAAAAUAUCAAAUGACGUUGAUCUAAUAAGUAACAGUUUGGAGUUUGUUGGACAACAAUUUGUACGUAUGCGUGAUAUACGUUGAAGAAAGAAACGGCAAACCCGCUUUGUCGGGAAUCAUCGCCAAUUUAUCGAGAUAUGAAUCUCGUGACUUUGUGCAUAGUCAAAAAGGCUGUGCUUUUUUGCUGCCGGUACCAAACACAAAGGCAUUGUUUGCCUGACAGAAGUGUGGUAUGAUACUUCUACUUGAGAGUAUUUGGAACGCAGCUUUGUCAGCGGCAGUGCGAAACACUGUGCGCUGUUGUCUCAAUUGUGUGAAUUGCAAUGAUGGCCACUGACGAUGACGACUUCAGUGGAUUUGUUGGAACGAUACAUACACGACUUUAUGAGUACUUUGUCUGAGCCUCGAUACAAAAAAAAGCCUAAUGACCUAAAGAGUAAUAAUGAACAAGAAACAGUAAGAUUAUACUUGCAAUAGACGUACUAUUGUCUUGUAUAUUAUUGAAAACUUCGUUCACAAGACAUUAUGGAUAUUGAUCAUCAGAAGGUAGGACAAAUCAUCGUACUGUCGGCACUUAUCUAGUGCUAGGUCUAAUAGUUUCUUUUGAAGUCUAAACCAAGCUUAAAUUUAUUGCCAGAGUCUAUUGUGAAUGUUAACAAAACUCGACAUGCUUUACGUUCUAAACGUUUAAGCUUGGCUUAAAUUAAAAGACUAAAUGAUCUUACUGCAUCUUAGAUCACCGUGGUUUUGUCUGUAUAACGUGAUUGUUUUGUGAUAGACUACAAACCGAAUGUAAUACUUGCAAGACAUGACGUUAAAUCAUUGUUCACUACACAUUUGGCUUUAACGGUAAAAAGAAAGAAAAAAAGGAAAAAAAAAGAAAAAGAAAAAAAAGUUAUCUGUAGAUUUUUCGAACGACUGCAAUCUCCGAAAAAAAAAAAAAAACGAUAGUACGUUUCACUUUCGCUCUAUCGUAAUUCAUAAAUUUUCCUCGUAAUCUAUUUGUGUCUUUCACGUUUAGAGCGGAACACAUCCUUCUCCUUCUUAGACUUCCAACGAAAUACAUACAUACAUUGUUUUUCACGUAAUCGUUUCUCGAUAUCUAGUUUCAUACGCAUACCAUCUCGGUGUGAACGUUUUUGCAUCCUCCUUGAUCAUUGAAUUAGGAUGUCCGCUUAAAGCCGACGUAAGAUACAAGGUAAAAAUGUAGUUAAUCAGGAAAAGAGAAAUUUUUGUCUUCGUAGUGUUAUGAUGUAAUGUGUAAUAGAAAUACAUUAAGCACACAUAAUUUAUCCUAACAUUUAACAAUCCCUUUUAUCUGGAUAAUAUUUAAAAAAAGUACCGUACAAAAAGUACAAGCGUUGCUCAUUUAAAAGGUUGUGAAAAUUCGUAGUAUUCUUAUUUUGAAGAAUUUUAGAUUGUAUGUCGGAUCCACACUCGUUCAUCGAUUAUAAAAUAAUAUAGUAAACUUUACAUAACACGUUAGUUUUAUUACAUAAGAUGAAAUUUUUUUCUUCAAAUUACAGGAAUGAUUUUUCAUUUAUUUUACUUACACAAGAUGCAUACAGUAACACACAUUAUUACAAAUGCGAAGACAAAAGAUUGCAUGUUUGUUGAUGUCAUUGAGUACAUGGCAAAUUGUACUGUAAACAUGAUUUAAAUAAAGUUAUUGGAUGAUCGAUAUAUAUAA